AUGGCCUCGGUGGGUCCCUCUGCAGCCUCCACGCAGCCAGCCCUGCCCUCCGGACCCGCCGUCUUCAAAACCAUCCCCUACGCCUUCAUCCUGCCGGAGAUCCUCUGCGGGACCUGGGUGUGGAUCCUCGUCGCUGCUACCUCCGUCUCCUUGCCGCUGCUGCAGGGAUGGGUCAUGUACGUGUCCCUCACCUCCUGCCUCAUCUCCCUGCUGCUCCUCUUAAGCUACCUCCUCGGCUUCCACAGGAACAGCGAGAACUGGAAAGUGCUGGACAGUUUGUACCACGGUGCCACAGCCAUUCUGUACAUGAGCGCCGCUGUCCUGCAGGCCAACGCGACCAUCAACUCUGAGCUCAGCCCCGACGGGCCGCUCAACUACCAACUCAACAGCGCCGCAUCGUUCUUCGCCUUCCUCACGACCUUCCUAUACAUCCUUCACGCCUUCAGCAUCUACUACCAGUGAUCCUGGCAGCACCAGAUUCACCUCUGCAGGACAAGGGCUUUCCCAGUGUGAGAGACCCUGCUGUCUUCCCAAGGUGUCCCUGCCCCAGCCCUGUCACCAGGCCUCAGGAACAGCAGGUCCUUUUGCACUUCAUCACAGGAGGGAUUUUGCUGGCACACACUGCUGUGCCUGUGGGACAUUUCCUGCCUUGCCUGGGGGCUACGCAAGGGGAGGAACCAGGCACAGGCCCCCAAGCCUCCAAUUCUGACAUUCUGCCAAAUAUUGACACCAAGGAAGGGAAAAAAACCAUCACUGUUCCUUCAGCAAACAAUCUCCUUUCUUUAUAUUAUUUGCCUUUUUCUGGUUCAGCUCCAUCUCUCCCCAACACAAAUUCAUAACAAUGAUACAAGAUUGUGUUCCUUGACUUUCAGAUGGUUUCAUUUGGUAAAUGCUGUAUUUGGAAUAAAGGGUCAACUGACAGAUUUUGA
Messenger RNA from Parus major (Great Tit), 929 nucleotides. RefSeq names its product mal, T cell differentiation protein like (gene MALL). The coding region runs from base 1 to 462 and encodes 153 amino acids. Gene Ontology annotation, molecular function: structural constituent of myelin sheath. Gene Ontology annotation, biological process: myelination. The record is from RefSeq and is a predicted model, not a curated record. NCBI's taxonomy places the organism in Eukaryota, Metazoa, Chordata, Aves, Passeriformes, Paridae. The transcript has 4 exons. Gene Ontology annotation, cellular component: membrane.